AUGCAGGUUCCAAACUGUCAAGAUCCUUGGAGAAAUCAAGGAGUUCAGUUGAAGGAUGCUUCUCCAGAUGGAAGGGGGCUUGAACCAAGGUCAUCUGGACAAAAUGUUGGUGGGCCUCCUAGUUAUGAAGAUGUUGUGAGUGACGGUCAUAGCCCUGUUGAUACCAAGAGCAACUGCUCCACCACCACCAGCUGCCGCGCCACACCACCUCCAGUUACCACUACGCCGCCACCACCUGCAGUGACAGUCAACAAUGAAAACGAUGGGUUUGACUUUUUUGAUCCCCGUGGUGUUGUUCCUGCUCCUGCCCUUGCGUUUGCCCUGCAAGGAUCAGGUGGUGGAGAGAUGGAGGAUUUGUUUGGUUCUCUAUCAGAGUCUUUCUCUUCUUCAAAUGCUUUGGCUGUUGUAACAUCUACUUCAUCUAUAACCACUGAAGUUCAUCCUCCAGCAAAUACUAAUCCUCAUCUCACCUUCGAUACCUCAUCGACAAGUCGGCUUAACCACCAACAUCACCCUUCACUACAACUGUUGCUGAACCACCAUCAUUUUCAGUUGACCCAAUGUCAGGGUCAGGGGGAUUUGGGGAUACUUUUGAUUUUGAUUCAACUGUUGACAUUUUUAGCUGAUAUAUUGCCUCCACCUGGACCCUCGCAAAUUGCUUUUCCUUCUCAAAAUGGUCAAGCAUCUAGUAUUUCAGCAGAAGCAGCCUAUGCCACAGUUAGCUUUUCCACCUCAAGGUGUCCAGCAGCAGCAACCUAUGCCACAGUUAGCUUUUCAACUUCUAGGUGGACACCAAUCUAUGCCACAAUCAGCUUCUCAACUUCCAGGUGUCCAGCAGCAGCAGUAGUUGCCACAGUCAGCUUUUCAACUUCCAUGUGGCCACCAGUCAGCUUUUCAAAGUCUAAGUGUUCAGCAGUCUAUGCCACAGUUAGCAGCUUUACAAUUCCAAGGAGGCCAACAGUGUAUGCCAUAGUCAGCAGCUUUUCAACUUCCACAUAUGCAUUAGGUCACAUUUUGUGCAAUGUAUACGUCUUGAUUCAUCAGAAAAGUAAUCACUAG
Molecule: messenger RNA, 1059 nt
Organism: Lactuca saligna
Lineage: Eukaryota; Viridiplantae; Streptophyta; Magnoliopsida; Asterales; Asteraceae
Source: the annotation of a GenBank genome assembly